AUGUCUCUCGAUGAUAGUACACCUUUUCAAAAUGAGAUUUAUCUAGCUAUACCACAGGCUUGGCAGAUGAGCGAACCGUCAGAACAUAUACACGACACUAUACAGCAUCAACAUCAACCACGACUGAAGGAAGAUAGCGACCAGCGCUAUUAUUCAUUGGAAUUGUUUAUCAUCCUUCUCACGAUCUUCUCAAGUUUGCCUACGGCAAUCUUUUUAGCUUGGAUUGUUACCUGGAGUGCAGCAAUCUUGUCUGAAUUUGAGCCAGAAACCUGGGGUAGGGGAGCGACAAGGACGUCCUUCAGUGGAGGCUAG
This is a messenger RNA of Lobosporangium transversale, 312 nucleotides long. RefSeq lists its product as hypothetical. The record is from RefSeq and is a predicted model, not a curated record. The coding region runs from base 1 to 312 and encodes 103 amino acids. The transcript is spliced from 2 exons. NCBI's taxonomy places the organism in Eukaryota, Fungi, Mortierellomycota, Mortierellomycetes, Mortierellales, Mortierellaceae.